AUGUUCGUGCUUUCCAGCAUUGGAACAUUAGCUGGGUACAUUCCUAAACGUUUCACUAAAAUCGUCAGUGAGAUGCGCCAUCGUAAGCACAAGGCCUACCCUCGCGCAGCAAACGUGGCUGAGGUCGCUGGUGACAUCAAGUCCUCAUCGACUUGUCCACUAGGCCGAGUGCCACGCAUUGUCGGUCUUCCCACAUCUCUCCUUGACUUAGGUGAUCAGGCUGCCUCUAAACAAUUAGGUGAGCUUCGCUUGCAUGGCAGUCUACGUGUAGCCACACAGCUAAUUGCGGCAUCUACGGCAACGGCUUUCAGUCGGCACCUGAUUGAUGGAGAUGAGACGAAUAGGACAGCAGGAAGGAAAGAUGGGGACGCUUCUCUUAUCAUAGAGGAUGUUGAGGACAAACAUAGCCUGGAAGAGGGAGAAAUUAGUGAUGAACAGGAUCGGAUAUUCGAUUUUGCCAGUGUAAACGGUAGCCGGAACAACAGUUUUCUUUCAACAAAGGUUAGCCGAAAUGCUAGCUUCGACAUUAUGGAUCUCGAGCACAGCCCGACAGAGAAUAGGCCACUAGCUGUGGUUGACGAGGACUGUGUAAGCAUAGCCUCAGAUACGGCUAGUGUCAACAGUGAGGCUGAGCAGGCUGGGGCUUUAUUGCGUAGUGUGCUGCAAGACAGUCUCGAGCUGGUGUUUGUGCAACGCCAUCUCUUCCUUUACGACCGAGCCUUAGUGAUUGCUGAUGCCGCUCUAGAGAUCAAGCCCCAGUCACCCCCAACCUCUGAUGUAGAUGCAAAGACGCUACCAAGAGCUGACUCGGGCGAGCUUGUUUGUCACUUCAGACACCUAAUGCAACUGGACCAAAUGGCUAUACUAGUGAGAAUCCAUCUCAUCUUGUUUUUUUGCCAGACUCAUGGUCUUUCGCCUUUUAUAAUACUUUUUGACAUUUUUAAAAUACAGAAUAAUUCGUUUUGGCUCCCAGUCAACAACCGAUUAACAUUGACUCUGCCUCUAAAUGGUUACGUAGAAGCCCCCCCAUUAUCUGAUAGUCCAACUUCCUAUUAA
Molecule: messenger RNA, 1056 nt
Organism: Protopolystoma xenopodis
Lineage: Eukaryota; Metazoa; Platyhelminthes; Monogenea; Polystomatidea; Polystomatidae
Source: the annotation of a GenBank genome assembly